This is a messenger RNA of Dioscorea cayenensis subsp. rotundata (Guinea yam), 2459 nucleotides long. Its product is annotated as subtilisin-like protease SBT3.18. NCBI's taxonomy places the organism in Eukaryota, Viridiplantae, Streptophyta, Magnoliopsida, Dioscoreales, Dioscoreaceae. The coding region runs from base 276 to 2285 and encodes 669 amino acids. Gene Ontology annotation, biological process: proteolysis. The transcript has 10 exons. Gene Ontology annotation, molecular function: serine-type endopeptidase activity. The record is from RefSeq and is a predicted model, not a curated record.
CCAUUUCUUUCCAUUAUCUUUGGGGCCUCUUCCUCUUCAUCUUCCUCUCUCUAUUUUAUGUGCCAUCAAUUUCCACAUCAAAUCUUCACAUUGUCUAUUUGGGACAUAAUAAUGGUCAUGAUCCUCUCCUCACUGCAAAGUCUCAUCUCCAACUUCUCUCCAAAGUCUUCUCCAAGGAAGAUGAGGCCAAGGAAGCCAUUGUCUACAACUACAAGCACAGUUUCUCUGGGUUUGCUGCCAUUCUCAACUCCAGCCAAGUCACCACCUUGUCAAAAAUGGAUGAAGUUGUAUCAGUGUUUAGAAGCAGGAUGCUGCAAUUACACACUACAAGAAGCUGGGACUUCAUGGGACUCUCCUAUGGCUCUGGAGGAAGCACACCAAUUCAAUACAAGUAUGGAGAUGAUAUAACUGUUGGUGUAUUUGAUACAGGCAUAUGGCCUGAGUCUGAGAGCUUCAAAGAAGAGCCCGGCACCAAACCAAUCCCUGAUUCAUGGCACGGUCAAUGUGUAGAAGGUCAAGAAUUCGACCCGAAGACAGCGUGCAACCGAAAGCUCAUCGGAGCAAGAUAUUACCUCAAAGGCUUCGAGCAAGAAUACGGCCUUAUUGACCAAACAGAAUACCGAUCACCUCGAGAUGGCCUCGGCCAUGGCACUCACACUUCCUCCACUGCCGUUGGCUCGACAUCAAGAAACGCCAGUUUCUUCGGUUUAGGCACUGGCAUUGCUCGCGGCGGUGCACCAAGAGCUCGGUUAGCAAUGUACAAGAUUUGCUGGUUCAAGGAUUUGCAAGGAAGGUGCAGUGAGUCAGAUAUAAUGGCUGCGUUCGACGAGGCUUUGAGUGAUGGUGUGAAUGUGAUUUCAGCAUCAAUCGGAGCACCACCACCGUUGGUGCCGUUCUUCGCUUCAGCCACCGAGAUUGGGUCAUUUCAUGCACAGGAGAUUGGGGUGGUGGUGGUGUUCUCGGCGGGGAAUGACGGGCCAGAUGAGUCCUUGGUACAGAAUGUGGCACCGUGGUCGAUCUGCGUUGCCGCCGGUACAAUUGACCGAAGGUUUCCAACGGAGAUCAAGAUACAAAAUACUUCCUUCCUGGGACAAGGAUUUAUUGUUGAAGCUUUGAAAUCACAAUUGAUAGCCAGUAUUCUAAUAUUCAGUGAUGGGUCAUGUUCAGUAGACAAAUGGAACGGGGAAGAUGCAAGAGGGAAGAUAAUAUUGUGCUUCUCCACAGUUGGGCCAGUAUCCAGUGGAGGUGCAGCCAUUGCAGGUUAUUUUGCCAAUGCAACAGGUAUCAUCUUUGUUGAAACCACAGUUAAGCAAAGUGCUCAAGAUGAUUUCCUUCCCACUGUUCAUAUUGGUCUCCCUCAAGGCACUCAAAUCCUUUAUCAAUUGCAAUCUCCUCCCAAGAUUCUGAGGGUACAAAUCUCUCCCAGCAAAACCAUCAUUGGCCGUUCACCAGCACCAUCUGUUGCAUCAUUCUCCUCCAGAGGACCUAAUUCCAUGUCUCCAAAUAUUCUUAAGCCUGAUAUUACUGCACCAGGGGUCAACAUCUUAGCAGCUUGGACGCCUAAAACCUCACCCACCUUGUUACCCAUUGAUAGUCGCUCUGUGAAUUGGAACUUCGAUUCAGGAACUUCAAUGUCAUGCCCUCACAUUUCUGGUAUUGUGGCACUUCUUAAAUCAGCUCAUCCUGAUUGGUCUCCUGCAAUGAUAAAAUCCGCAAUUAUGACUACAGCAUACAUGAGAGACACAAGUACAGAUAGUAUUUUAGCAGGAGGAACAUUAAAAUCUGUUGAUCCAUUUGAUAUUGGAGCUGGGCACGUAAAUCCUUUAAAGGCAAUGGACCCUGGCCUUGUUUAUGACAUAGACACUCAAGAGUACAUUUUUUACCUUUGUAGCUUAGGCUACACUAAGAAACAAUUGCAAAGAAUUAUAAAGCCCUUUCCAGGUAUAAAUAUGAAUUGCACAGGUAAACAUUCAGACUUGGACUUGAAUUAUCCUGCGAUAGUAUUAUCAGAUCUUCAGUCUACAGUCACAAUUAAGAGGACAUUGAAGAAUGUUGGUAGGGAUGGUGCUGCUUAUUUUGCAAAUGUUGUGAGCCCUCAUGGAGUGCACGCACUUAUUUGGCCAAGAUACAUUGUUUUCUCUUGCAGAAAAAGAAUGAUUUCUUACUAUGUGACGGUAACACCAUUGAAACAAUCUCAGGGUAGAUAUGAUUUUGGGGAGAUUGUUUGGUUUGAUGGGUACCAUUAUGUGAGGACUCCAUUGGUUGUGCGUGUGAAUAAUGUUUGAGAUUAAAAGUUGAAGAACAAUGGAGUCUGGAUUGUGAUUGGGGCGGUGGUGUUGAAGGAAAAAAAAUUAUGAUAAGAUUAAUUGUGAAUCAGAACAACAUUGGAACUUGUUUGACAUAUAUGUCUAUAUAUAUUUAAGAUAAAACAAUCACACUUAAGCUGGUAGUAUAUUUCA